GCCGGAGCCAUUUGGGCGAAGAACGCGUGGCUGCCCGGAGCGCUUCAGCGGGUGCUCUAGUGACGGCGGGAACCACCAUGGCGGGUGGAUGGUAAUGCCGGUGACGGUCCGAAAACUCGCCUCCGUCUGUACCAUGGGCACCAGUGCGUCUGCUGCUUUGGAGAAAGAGAUUGGUGUAAAAGGUGUAGAACAGAUUCCUGGGGAUGAACAUUACUUUGGCUUGGUCAAUUUUGGCAAUACCUGCUAUUGCAACUCUGUUCUGCAGGCACUUUACUUUUGUCGUCCGUUUCGGGAAAAGGUUUUGGCUUACAAGGUCCAGCCGCACAAAAAGGAAACCCUUUUGACAUGCCUCUCAGAGCUUUUCAACGACAUCGCCACACAAAAGAUGAAGGUGGGGGUCAUCCCUCCCAAGAAAUUUAUUUCCCAGCUGCGGAAAGACAACGAACUCUUCAACAACACCAUGCAACAGGACGCACAUGAAUUACUGAACUACCUGCUGAACAGGAUUGCUGACUUACUACGAGAUGAGAAGAAGCAGGAAAAGCAAAAUGGCAAGCUGCGGAAUAGAAGCAAAGGGGAGAAGGUGGACCACACUUGGGUCCAUGAAAUCUUCCAGGGGACACUAACCAAUGAAACCAGAUGUCUUACCUGUGAAUCUGUUAGCAGCAAAGAUGAGGACUUUCUGGACCUUUCAAUUGAUGUGGAACAAAAUACAUCAAUAACACACUGUUUGAGGAAAUUCAGUAAUUCUGAGACUCUGUGCAGUGAUCAAAAAUACUACUGUGAGCAGUGUCGCAGCAAACAGGAAGCGCAAAAGAGGAUGCGAGUGAAAAAGUUGCCCAUCAUUCUUUCUCUGCACUUGAAAAGAUUCAAAUACAUAGACCACCUGCAUCGAUAUACCAAACUUUCCUACCGUGUAGUCUUUCCUUUGGAGCUUCGACUCUUCAACACUUCAGGAGAUGCUUCAAACCCAGAUAGGAUGUAUGAUCUUGUGGCUGUAGUUAUUCAUUGCGGCAGUGGUCCAAACCGUGGACAUUACAUCACCAUUGUGAAGAGUCAUGGUUUUUGGUUGCUGUUUGACGAUGAUAUUGUAGAGAAAAUUGAUGCUAAAGCAAUUGAAGAAUUCUAUGGAGUAACACCGGACGGUUCCAAAAACUCAGAAUCUGGAUAUAUCCUCUUCUAUGAAUCAAGGCACUAAGUCAGUGCACUUUGAAGCAUCUUGCAUGUUUUCAGAAAAGGAACCAAGCCCCUGCUCAGAUAGGACAUUGUAGUGAUAGUAAAAUCAAUACCUCAUCAUUGCCAUAGGACCACAGGACGUCACCAGGACAUAAACUGGGACAUUUUCUCAAGGACGACAACUGCCAUUAGCAAGAAGGCAUCUUGCUUUGGGUUUCUUUCUGGGCUAUUUUAUACUUGUUAUCUUCCCAAAUCUGUGUUACCUCUACUUGAAAUAUGCCUGCUUGAACAUUCAAGAACCAAGGAAAUAUUUUUUUGUUUUUCAGUAGCAUUAUACAGUUAGUUCAUCAUUCAGGGUUGAUGGCCUGAGACUGUCCCUUGGUUUCUAUUUCUCCUGUUUUUUUUCUGUAUUCUAGCAGAAUGAUUUCAGUCUUCAGUGUCAGCUCAAGACCUGUUUUAGGGUGUGAGUUGCAGAAAGUUGCUGACUGCUAUUGGUGGCCCAAAACAGGAUUGCUGCCAGAUUAAAUUGUAUUGGAAAUAUCAUGCCUUUAAUUCUGUGUGUUGCAAAAAAGAAAAGAAAAAGUUGUUCCUAUAGUGUUGUGAAUUUCCUCAAAGGGUAGCAUCUUGAUUUCAGACAACACUAUUCUUAUUCUUCAUUUAUCCCCACUUUGUUUUUCCCCAAAAUCUUAUUGAAAUGUUAUUUUUAUGUGUUUUAUAAUGUAUUCGCUACUCAAAGCCGCAAUAUUGCAGAAUCUAAAGGAGCAAAAAGUAGAUGGAAGUCUUUGAGGACCUGUAAGCUGAAUUGAUUGUAUUUCUUGGAGCUCUUAUAUAAGCCAAAAGUGCCCUCUACUGAAAAUAGAUAUAUUUGUUGUUUGUUUCAGCGUAUAACAAACUCUACCCACACAAACAAAAAGGCAGUUUUUGGAAUGAAUCUACAUUCUAUAAGUACCUAUUAAGAGGCAACACUAAUUCUGAGAAUUAAUGAACAAAUCAUCCUUGUUUUGGAAACGGUGGGAGUUUAAGAAGAAAUAACUGAGGUCAACAUGUACCGAUACCUUGAGAAGUAUCCAAUUUAAGUGGAUUUAAGUGGACCAUGUAUAAUUGCCGAGUUCUUGAUUGGCUGCUGCUUCAACAGAAAAACAAGGCUGUCUCAUGAAGACUGAAUUUCACUUAGUGUCUGUUUACCAGAUCUGCUGACCCUGUUUAUCCUGCCACCUGAAUUGGUCACCACUGUGCCUCCUGGGUGGGGUGGUCCAGGGUCCAGUGACCAGUUUUGGCUAUGGGGAGUCUUUGUUGUGCCUAAAUUGACAUUCUCACCUGAAAUGGCUUCCCAGCAUGUUCAAGUGGAGGGAGACACUUUGAGCAGUCCUCUAAAAACAUCAGGAUUGCCUCCAUUGUAGCAAUGGGAAACAUGCGCAGCAGCUCCUUGUAAGCGUUAGAGCACAUGGAACUCUGUACUGGGACACAUGAGUGGAAAUGGAGAUUCAGCCUUCCAUUUGGUUGUAACAUUAAAGCCACCUCUGCUUGUCCCAAAGCAGCCCUCCGUAUCAUGCUCACUGUCAAGGAGGAGGAGAUCUACUUAAUUGCAAUUCCAUAACUUGUGCUCUGGCUCCACCCCCCCCCCAAAAAAACCCCAACCAUUAUGUGCAAACAUCACGUCACAUUCUCUUAAUGUCUUCUUACACAAUUGUCUCCCCGGCAGAAUUCUGCUAGCAACAAAUUCUGCAAUUAAAAACGGACAAACUGUCAGGUUUCAGUAUUCACACUUCAACCACUUCAGGGAGAAAACUGAUGUUGCCUAAUAUAUUAAUGCCCAAAUAUGCAAAAGUAAUCUUUUCUUCAGAGGUUGUCAUCACUAAUAAAAUAAGUCUUUGACAACUGGCUCUUGAUAAUGCGUUACAUGUGAAUGUUCUCUUGGCUAGAAAUCCACCCGUAAAGACCCAAAAUGGGGCCGUUAAGCAAAGCCUGUCAUCUUGUAGGUCUUCGGAGGAAGGUCACAGGUGUGAAGGCACGCACUAAACAGCAAAUGGCAGAGUAAUGUAGGAGAACAUAAGGCAGAACAUAGGACCACUCACUUCUAUUUUGUAUAAUUGGUGAUAAUCCUUUUACAAAUAAAACGCCUUGUAAGAAAUAGAAAAUAUUAAGAGAUAUAUAUACUAUAGAUUAAAAGUGCACUUUUGCUACAGUUUCUAUUGUGAAGAGAGUGGUUUGAUGCUGCUUCUGUAUAAUUAAAUGACUGCCGAAAUGUUUCCAAUAAAAGAUUGAGUAUGGUGAAAUGCAUGAAAUGUA
Molecule: messenger RNA, 3465 nt
Organism: Podarcis muralis (Common wall lizard)
Lineage: Eukaryota; Metazoa; Chordata; Lepidosauria; Squamata; Lacertidae
Product: ubiquitin carboxyl-terminal hydrolase 12-like
Biological process (GO): protein deubiquitination
Cellular component (GO): cytosol; nucleus
Molecular function (GO): cysteine-type deubiquitinase activity
Source: RefSeq, a predicted model, not a curated record